AUGGAGUACGAGGCGGAUUCUGUUAGGGAUCCUACAGAGGUUGAGAUUGACAGUCAUGCACAGACUCCUCAGGUUCCCACGAGAGAUCCGGGUUUCCAGCCUCAGUGGGUUCCUCCUACAUUACCACCCGUAGCCCCCACUCCUGUUGCUACGUCUUCGACGAAGGACAGAGCUCGGAUUCCGUUACUGGCCCGAUCGGUAAAAUAUCGUUUUACCUUAUUCUAUGGAGUUCCCGACCCCAGUGUUGCUCGUUCCUGGUUGGGAAAUGUGGAGGAUACGUUCGAGUAUUUGUCAUGUACCGAGGAAGAAAAAGCCGAACUAGCUGCAUAUCACCUCCGAGAUCAGGCUGUUACUUGGUGGAAGAUGCAGAAGUCCCUCUUUGGGGAUCAGAGUAUUACCUGGACUUUAUUCCGAGACGCCUUCGAGAGACAGUAUUUUCCAGCUCCUUACCGUAUGGCCCGUCGACAGGAAUUCUUGAGUCUUAAGCAGGGGGAUAGAUCGGUGAUGGAGUAUGAGGCAGAGUUUAACCGAUUAGCUGAGUACUGCCCGCAGCUUGUUGCUCAGGACAGCGAUCGGUUAGACCAGUUUAUCCAGGGCCUUGCGGCGUAUAUUCGUAUCAGGAUGUCGGGUUUUACUCCCAACACUUACCGAGAGGCAUUGGAUAGAGCAUUGAUGAUUGAGAUGACACAGCAGCAAGUUUCUCAGGAGCGGGGAAAGGAUAAACAGAAGGCUCAGGGUACAGCUCCAAAUCAGAAACAACAGAACAAGGGUCAGAAAAAGCGGAAGAAAUGGCAGGGAUCCCAGACUGCUUUGGGGGAGUCUUAUCGAUCAGCGAAGACAGGACGAUCAUCAGCUGGUUCAUCUAAAUCUUUUCAGAAAGAUUCAUCUAGGGAGAUUAGAUGCUAUAGAUGUGGUACUGAGGGGCAUGUUAGACCUAAUUGCCCAUUGGGCCAAGACGUAUGCUAUUAUUGUAAGCUUCCAGGCCAUGUGACUCGUGACUGCACACUGAAGACACAGAUGGAGGCGACUAAGAGUACUCCAUAG
Molecule: messenger RNA, 1044 nt
Organism: Zingiber officinale
Lineage: Eukaryota; Viridiplantae; Streptophyta; Magnoliopsida; Zingiberales; Zingiberaceae
Exons: 1
Coding region: 1-1044 (347 amino acids)
Molecular function (GO): nucleic acid binding; zinc ion binding
Source: RefSeq, a predicted model, not a curated record